AAGCCGCACCCUGGCGCGAUUGAGAAGGAGCUAGCAGAGGCUGCAGCCAGCCAGCCACAGCCACCCAGCCAGUUAGUGAGGGGUGGAUCGGCGUUUUGAAGCGUAUCCUGGGCCAGUGCUCUAGUGUUCUUUCCUAGCCGUUUCUACAUCUUCAGGUGGAGGACUUGGCAGUUGUCCUUUUUGAAUUUCAUUCUGUGGCUUCCAGCUCAGCAUUCAAAGAUUAUAAAGAUCACCCUGGAUCUUCAUUCUGUCUUCAAGAACAACUGAAAUAGUGCUAUGAAUGGUACUAUGAAUGAAUCCAGAACAGAGGUGGUAACUUCACCACCUCCAACAGCCCCUCAUAAAGAGAGAUAUUUUGAUAGAGUUGAUGAAAAUAACCCAGAGUACUUGAGAGAGAGAAACAUGGCACCUGACCUUCGCCAGGAUUUCAAUAUGAUGGAACAGAAGAAGAGAGUUUCCAUGAUUCUUCAAAGCCCAGCAUUUUGUGAAGAAUUGGAGUCAAUGAUCCAGGAACAAUUCAAGAAAGGAAAAAACCCAACUGGCUUACUGGCUUUACAACAGAUUGCAGACUUCAUGACAGCAAAUAUUCCAAAUGUUUAUCCUGCAGCACCUCAAGGUGGAAUGGCUGCCUUAAACAUGAGUCUUGGCAUGGUGACACCUGUGAAUGAUCUCAGGGGAUCAGAUUCCAUUGCUUAUGAGAAAGGAGAGAAAUUAUUGAGAUGUAAGCUGGCAGCUUUCUACAGACUAGCUGAUCUCUUUGGAUGGUCGCAACUUAUUUACAAUCACAUAACAGUAAGAGUAAAUUUGGAGCAAGAACACUUUCUCAUUGUGCCUUUUGGGCUUCUGUAUAGUGAAGUUACUGCGUCCAGUUUGGUUAAAAUAAACACUCAAGGUGAUGUGGUUGAUCGUGGAAGCACAAAUCUGGGAGUUAAUCAAGCUGGUUUCACAUUUCACUCUGCCAUUUAUGCAGCUCGGCCUGAUGUUAAGUGUAUUGUACAUAUUCAUACACCAGCAGGUGCAGCGGUAUCUGCAAUGAAACAUGGUCUCUUACCAAUCUCACCUGAAGCAUUAUCCCUUGGAGAAAUAGCAUAUCAUGAUUACCAUGGGAUACUUGUGGAUGAUGAAGAAAAGGUGUUGAUUCAGAAGAAUCUGGGACCCAAAAGCAAGGUUCUCAUACUCAGAAAUCAUGGUUUGGUAUCUGUUGGUGAAAGUGUUGAAGAGGCAUUCUACUAUAUUCAUAAUUUGGUUGUUGCUUGUGAAAUCCAAGUACGUACUUUGGCCAGUGCAGGAGGACCAGACAAUUUAGUGCUUUUGGACCCUGGAAAAUAUAAAGCAAAAUCUCGUUGUCACGAGCCUCCUGCUACAGAGGGAACAGCAUCUUAUCCAAAAUGGCAAACUGGAGAACAGGAAUUUGAAGCUCUUAUGAGAAUGCUUGAUAAUUUGGGUUACAGAACUGGCUAUCCCUAUCGAUGCCCUGCUCUGAGAGAGAAGUCUAAAAAAUACAGUGAUGUGGAGAUUCCUGCCAGUGUCACAGGGUAUUCUUUUGCUAGUGAUGGGGAUUUGGGCACUUGUUCUCCUCUGCGGCAUAGUUUUCAGAAACAGCAGCGAGAGAAGAUAAGGUGGCUGAAUUCUGGCCGAGGGGAUGAUGCUUCUGAAGAAGGGCAGAACGGUGGCAGCCCCAAGUCGAAGACUAAGGUGUGGACGAACAUUACACACGAUCACGUGAAACCCUUGCUGCAGUCUCUCUCGUCCGGUGUCUGCGUGCCAAGCUGUAUUACCAACUGCUUGUGGACUAAAGAGGAUGGACAUAGAACUGUCUCCUCUGCUGUCCAAAAUCUGUUUGUUCCAUUGAACACAAACCCAAAGGAGGUCCAAGAAAUGAGAAACAAGAUCCGGGAGCAAAACCUACAAGAUAUUAAAACUGCUGGCCCACAGUCCCAGGUUCUUUCUGGAGUUGUUGUGGACAGAAGCCUUGUACAGGAUGCACCCCUCUCAGACUGUACGGAAACAAUUGAAGGGCUCGAUCCCACAGAGCAGGCCUUUAGUCCCGCUAAAUCUGUCUCUGUUGGAAAGGGUGAACUGGUGACAGCAUCAAAGGCAAUAAUUGAGAAGGAAUAUCAGCCACGAGUCAUAGUGAGCACAACGGGGCCAAACCCUUUCAACAAGCUCACCGACAGAGAACUAGAAGAGUAUCGCAGAGAAAUAGAAAGGAAACAGAGACAGACAGAAGAAAACUCAGAAGACAUCAGACAGCAAAGAGAAAGUUCUCCUGACCACACUGUUGCUUGUACUUCACCUGUUACUCCAGUUAAGCUAGAGGAAGAGAGGCAGUUUAACCAGACUUACGAUGACAGUGAUGCUGCAACUUUCAAGCAAAGCCUCCCAGACCUCACCCCUGAUGAGCCUUCAGAAGCCCUCCACUUCCCAGCCUCUGGAAAAGGGGAUGAUAAACAACUCACCCAAAGUCAAACUGAAAGUCCUUCUGGAAACCAAGAGCCCCAGCCAGGUGAAGACACAGUGACCCCAGCGGCUGAGGAAGGGGCAGCAGCCGAACUAGGUGGUGAUGAGUCUCCUGGGAAGUCGCCAUCCAAAAAGAAGAAGAAGUUUCGUACACCUUCCUUCCUGAAGAAAAAGAAGAAGAGUGACUCCUAAAGAUCUUCAAAAAUGCUGUUACAUUUUACAAUCUUACAUUAUUAACCACUAGAAUAUAUCAAAUCUUACUGAGUGUUUUAUUUUUCUUUUACAUAGAGAGCAGAACAAGUAACACCCUCAAGCUAUAGUUUGAUUUAUUAAGAAUAUAAUGGAAAAUGAAGAAGUGGAAGGUGCUAAUCUUGUGUGUGCAAUGUACGCUGACCACGAUUUAUUCCAAGUUUGUAAACAAAAGUAAGUUACCUGGAUAUGUGUAACUUUGAAAGCCCAUGUUGCUUUUUAUGAAGGGAAGCAUUUUUCAAAAAGUCCUGCUUAACAGGAUGUUACUACUGGCUCUCUCUAACAUGUACCCUUGUCUGAGAGUCAGCGGUUGUUGCAAGUGGCUUUAAGUACUGACAACUUGGAGAUGACUCAUUUAUGUUUUAGAGGUUAUAUUAUUGAACUGACUAUUUGCUUUAGUACUGCAUAUUUAGAAAUAAUGAUAUACAGAGGCUUUAAAAAGUGGUCUUUCUCCCCUCUUAUUCUGAAUUGUAGCAUAGCUGAGACUUAAACAUAUUUGUAGUGUCUAAGAAUUAAGUGUCCUAUGGUGUUUCCUGCAAAUCUCUUUUCCUUUUUUUUUCUCCCUAAUAUGUUUGAUGUAACAUUUUCCACAGAAUUAUUUUACUCAUUUGUUUUCUUAAGGAAAUGUAUUCAAACUCACCUAAAAGUUUGAAAAAUAAAUUAAAAAUAAAAGCUGAUAGCAAACAGGGGCUUACUACAUUUAUUCACUUCUCAACCUCAUCAUUCAGUUGCUCAAAUAUUGUACUGCUUCCACAUGUGGCAACUGUUGUAACAAGCAGCCAUCAUGGUAGCUGGACCAAUAAUCUCUUAAUAGCAGUAAAAUCAGCACCAUAUGGUUCAUUUCUAAGAGCCCUGGGAAGGUGUGCUAUAUUAUAGCAGCAAGUAACAUAAUUGGGAUUUGGCAGAGCUUACUAUCCUCUUCUACUUCUCUGAAUAUGCUCAUUUAACAAUGCAGCUCAACCUUGAGCUGUGCAUUCCUGGUUAUAAUAAAAGCAAACUUUCAUCUAUUUACUUAAGGACACGGGGAGCUAAGAUAACAAUUUUAUGAGUACACCAUUUUGAGAUUUUGGUUUUGUUUAUGCUCUUUAAAGUUUGGUGAAAUGGCUAGUAUUAAAUGCCUCAUUUGUGUUUUAAAAAAAUGCUGAAAAAGAGAAUGAAUCCAAUGGUUGGAUGCAGCUUGAUUGUAAAUUUAACACCUAUGUUACAUUCCAAAUAGAUGCUUUGGAGCACCUCAGAAUGGUAGAUAAACUUCUGUAAUAUUGGUGUGGAAAUAUUGCAGAAAGAUGAGGGUUAAUGGCAGUAAGCACCAUUACAGGAAAACUGACAAGCAACAAAUGUUGAUCACUGCACAGACAGAGAGAAACCUGAACAAUAAUGUUUCCUGUGAACUGCAUGGCACUAAUGGCUUGAAGCUUGCUACCUAACUAUGUGUCCUGUGUACACUAAAAGCUUAAUUGUGUUUCAUUGUCAGGAUUGAAAUUGCAUUACAAAAGCCAUUUGCUACAGUGUUUCUGUUAUAAAAUGUAGGGGUUCUAUCUUUUGACCACAUAUGUAAUUAUUUUAAAGUUCUAAUUUUGUAGUUCUUAAUUCUUAUAUUACAAUAUGAAGUCUAGUUGUAUAUGGUGUGAUAACACACAAUGGGCAGGAUGAGAUAGGGGUGGGAAAGGGAAGUGUCCUUUUUUUCUCUUCUUUCAUUGUAUCGUUCAACUCUACUCACAAAUAAAACUCCUUAAAGGA
This is a messenger RNA of Varanus komodoensis (Komodo dragon), 4446 nucleotides long. It is a transcript of the gene ADD1, whose product is annotated as adducin 1. The record is from RefSeq and is a predicted model, not a curated record. Lineage: Eukaryota; Metazoa; Chordata; Lepidosauria; Squamata; Varanidae. Gene Ontology annotation, molecular function: actin filament binding. Gene Ontology annotation, biological process: positive regulation of adherens junction organization; barbed-end actin filament capping; positive regulation of establishment of endothelial barrier. The transcript has 17 exons. The coding region runs from base 277 to 2652 and encodes 791 amino acids. Gene Ontology annotation, cellular component: plasma membrane; focal adhesion; adherens junction.